Chironomus riparius is the source of this 1769-nucleotide messenger RNA. NCBI's taxonomy places the organism in Eukaryota, Metazoa, Arthropoda, Insecta, Diptera, Chironomidae. The record is from the annotation of a GenBank genome assembly.
UGGAAAUUUACUUGCGGACGGAAGAAAAUUUUUUUGGUCAUAAAGCUUGCUUUUUCCAUAGUUUUUGCUGAAUAAUUAAAGAUUAUUUUCAAUUAUUCCCAAAUCGUAAGCCGUUGAUAUAAAGUGCCUAAAAUACCAGAAAUAAUAAGUGAUUUAACGUGUUUCAAGCUUAUCAGCUCAUUUAUCUUUAAUUGCGUUGUGCUGUGACUCAAUCCAAUUUUUUGGUCUAUUUUUAUCGUAUUAUUAUAUGCAAAAGUUUAAUAAAAUAAAGGAUAAUGUCUGUUGCACCAAAAUUAUUACAACGAAUUGAUGCUCAUCAUUCUGAUGUUACGGGUUUGGAUUUCUUUGGAAAUUCAUUACUCGUUACUGGAUCUAGUGAUAAGACAGUAAGGUUGUUUAAAUGGAUCUCUGGAUCUGGAUUUGAAGAAGCCCUGAACUCUCCCUUCUUGGGUCACAAAUAUGCAGUCACAAAGGUUGGAUUUUCACCAAAAGGAUAUGUCAUUGCCAGCUCUUCUGUUGAUGGUUCUGUGAUUUUUUGGGAUGCAAAUACUGGCGAACGAGUUGAUAUAAUUCAUCAACCAAACUUAGAAGCUAUUAGAAACAUGCAGUUUUGUCCAGAUGGAUCAUUAAUAGCAACAAGCGAUGACACUGGGAUGAUCUGCAUUUUUGGACAGGAGAAGAAAUUGAUGAAAAGUAUUAAAGGCAUUCAUGAAGAAGCCGUUCCAACACUAGCUUUCUCAAAGGAUUCAAAAAUCAUGCUGACUGGAUGUACCAUGGGAAAUAUUCGAUUGUUCUUUACCGAUUUUGAUGCUGAGCAGAUAGUACCGGAUUUAUUGAUUGAUAAUGGUCACGACAUGGGUGUUUUAGAUGCUGAUUUCUGCAAGACGACAAGGUUUGAUCCUCUGCAUCUAAGCACAAAGAUAUACACGCUUGCAACAUCUGGUAAUGACAAUUUGAUAAAAAUAUGGCGAAUCUACACAAUUAUUGAAGACACAAGACCUAGCCGUCGAAAUAGUUCAGCAAGUGAUUCGCCCAAGUUGUAUUCUCGCUUAGUUCCAACAACAAUGAAUCAGCAUUUUUCUGGAACUGCCACUAUUUAUCCUACAAAUUAUAUGAAUGCAGAAUGUGUCAAUUCAUUUACAGCUCAUGGAUCAUCAGUCACGUCAAUUAAAUUUAAUACGACAGACACUUUGCUAGUUUCUGGAUCUUUGGAUCGAUUAAUUAAAAUUUGGGACAUGCAAGGAAAUUGCUUAAAAACUUUAGAUGAACACGCUCGUUAUGUCAACUGUGUAGCUAUAAAUGCUGAUUCUACAAUACUUGCAUCAGGCAGCAAUGACAAGCAGGUUCACAUUUGGGAUUUAACUGGAUCUUUUACUUUAGACUCACACAUAUCCAAUGGAUUGCGAUCACUUUUAAUGACUCUACAGUUAAAUGAACAGGAUGUGCCAAUGGAUUUUGUAUGUCCAAUUACGAGUGAAAUUAUGACAGAUCCUGUGAUUUUAGAAGAUGGGUUUAGCUAUGAGCGACAAGCAAUUUUGACUUGGUUCUCGAAAGAUAAAAAAACAUCCCCAAUGACAAAUAUGGAACUGACAACAACGGAAGUAAUGUCAAAUGAAAAGCUGAAAAUGGAAAUUGAAAACUUUCUGAAGAAGCUUGAGAUAGAUCCUUUUGAAUAAAGACAUAAAGACAUUCAUUCUAUUAAAUUAAACUAGGGUUGGGCAGAAUCGUAUUCGAAUAUAUUCGAAUAUAAUAAACAUAAAUGUGCGCAU